Molecule: messenger RNA, 17199 nt
Organism: Dermacentor silvarum
Lineage: Eukaryota; Metazoa; Arthropoda; Arachnida; Ixodida; Ixodidae
Gene: AGO1
Product: protein argonaute-2-like
Exons: 11
Coding region: 100-2850 (916 amino acids)
Molecular function (GO): RNA binding; protein binding
Source: RefSeq, a predicted model, not a curated record
GACGUCGUGCGGAUGGAUUGGCGUUUGCUUUUUCCUCCUCCCCCGAUCCAGGCCGCGGUUUGAAACAGACAACUUCGUGCAGACAGCACAGAAGCAAGGAUGUACCCUGUUGGCCAGCCCCCUGGGCCCCCUGGCAGUGGCGGAGGAGGAGGUGGCGGCCCGGGAGGGGCACCGCGCGCCCCGCCCCCCGUGACUCCCGUGGGCACGGUGGCCCCUCUAGGGGGUGGCCCCGUGCCUCUGGGUCCCGCACCCCCAGCCACGACCCCCGUGGCUACGGUUACGGCGGGUGCGCUGGGGCCCACCGAGAUGGCGGUUGCGGCGGCGGCGGCACUGCCCCAGUUCUCGUGUCCACGGCGGCCCAACGUGGGCACCGAGGGACGGCCGAUCCUGCUGCGGGCCAACCACUUCCAGAUCUCCAUGCCGCGCGGGUUCCUGCACCACUAUGACGUCACCAUCACGCCCGACAAGUGCCCACGCAAGGUCAACCGGGAGAUAAUAGAGACGAUGGUGCAGUCGUACUCGAAGAUCUUUGGCAGCCAGAAGCCCGUGUUUGACGGUCGCAAGAACAUGUACACCCGGGACGACCUGCCCUUGGGCAAGGAGAAGGCCGAGCUGGAGGUGACCCUUCCCGGCGAGGGCAAGGACCGUGUGUUCCGGGUGGCCAUCAAAUGGGUUGCCCAGGUCAGCCUGUACGCACUCGAGGAGGUGCUCGAGGGACGCUCCCGUCACAUCCCCAUGGACGCUGUCCAGGCACUCGACGUGGUCAUGAGGCACCUGCCCUCCAUGACGUACACGCCUGUCGGCCGAUCGUUCUUCUCGUCACCGGACGGCUACUUCCACCCGCUGGGUGGCGGCCGCGAGGUGUGGUUUGGCUUUCACCAGAGCGUGCGGCCGAGCCAGUGGAAGAUGAUGCUCAACAUCGAUGUGUCGGCGACGGCCUUCUACAAGGCACAGCCGGUCAUCGAGUUCAUGUGCGAGGUGCUGGAGCUGCGUGACGUCAACGAGCAGCGCAAGCCUCUCACGGACUCCCAGCGCGUCAAGUUCACCAAGGAGAUCAAGGGCCUCAAGAUUGAGAUCACCCAUUGCGGCAGCAUGCGCCGCAAGUACCGCGUCUGCAAUGUCACUCGCAGGCCUGCCCAGCUCCAGUCGUUUCCGUUGCAGUUGGAGAAUGGCCAGACAGUCGAGUGCACAGUGGCCAAGUAUUUCCUGGACAAGUACAAAAUGAAACUCAGGUACCCGCACCUUCCCUGCCUCCAGGUGGGCCAGGAGCACAAGCACACCUACCUCCCCCUCGAGGUCUGCAACAUAGUGGCUGGCCAGAGGUGCAUCAAGAAGCUCACAGACAUGCAGACAUCCACCAUGAUCAAGGCAACUGCGCGGUCCGCCCCGGACCGGGAGCGCGAGAUCAACAACCUGGUGCGCAAGGCGGACUUCAACACGGACCCGUACGUGCAGGAGUUUGGUCUGUCCAUCAGCAACACUAUGAUGGAGGUCAGGGGCCGCAUCCUGCCUCCGCCAAAGCUGCAGUAUGGCGGCCGGACCAAGCAACAGGCGAUCCCCAACCAGGGGGUGUGGGACAUGCGGGGCAAGCAGUUCCACACGGGCGUCGAGAUCCGCAUCUGGGCCAUCGCCUGCUUUGCGCCACAGCGCACCUGCCGCGAGGACGCCCUGCGCAACUUCACCCAGCAGCUGCAGAAGAUCAGCAACGACGCGGGCAUGCCCAUCAUUGGGCAGCCCUGCUUCUGCAAGUAUGCCACGGGGCCCGACCAGGUCGAACCCAUGUUCCGAUACCUCAAGUCCACCUUCCAGGGACUCCAGCUCGUCGUCGUCGUGCUGCCCGGCAAGACCCCCGUCUACGCCGAGGUGAAGCGAGUUGGGGACACGGUGCUAGGCAUGGCCACACAGUGCGUGCAGGCCAAGAACGUCAACAAGACGUCCCCACAGACCCUGUCCAACCUGUGCCUGAAGAUCAACGUCAAGCUGGGUGGCAUCAACUCCAUCCUGGUGCCCAGCAUCCGGCCCAAGGUGUUCAAUGAGCCAGUCAUCUUCCUUGGUGCCGACGUCACUCAUCCUCCGGCUGGUGACAACAAGAAGCCCUCCAUUGCUGCGGUGGUGGGCAGCAUGGAUGCGCACCCCAGCCGGUAUGCGGCCACAGUGCGGGUGCAGCAGCACCGCCAAGAGAUAAUCCAGGACCUGGCGUCCAUGGUGCGCGAGCUGCUCAUCCAGUUCUACAAGUCGACGCGGUUCAAGCCGACGCGCAUCAUCUUCUACCGAGACGGCGUCUCCGAGGGCCAGUUCGCACAGGUGCUGCACCACGAGCUGCUGGCGGUGCGCGAGGCGUGCCUCAAACUCGAGCCCGACUACAAGCCGGGCAUCACGUUUGUCGUCGUCCAGAAGCGGCACCACACGCGCCUCUUCUGCUCCGACAAGAAGGAGCAGAUUGGCAAGAGUGGCAACAUCCCCGCGGGCACCACGGUCGACCUGGGCAUCACACACCCCACCGAGUUCGACUUCUACCUCUGCUCGCACGCGGGCAUCCAGGGGACAAGCCGCCCGUCACACUACCACGUGCUCUGGGACGACAACCAAUUCUCGGCGGAUGAACUGCAGUGCUUGACCUACCAGCUGUGCCACACGUAUGUGCGCUGCACUCGCUCCGUCUCCAUCCCCGCUCCGGCCUACUAUGCGCACCUGGUGGCCUUCCGCGCUCGAUAUCACCUCGUCGAGAAAGAGCACGACAGCGGUGAAGGCAGCCACCAGUCGAGCAACGGGGACGACAGGACGGUUGUGGCACUUGCCCGAGCAGUCACCAUCCACCCCGAGACCCUCAAGGUCAUGUACUUCGCCUGAGGUGGCUCUGCCUCCUUCCUUGCGGGCGGCUGACUUGCCCCGGCCGCCCAGGGCACCGUGCCGGCGCGACUCCCACUGCGUCCCGGCUGGGGGAAGAAGGGGCACCACCAGCGCUACCUGGCGAACGCUGCAGGAGGGCCCGGCAUUGUUCGUCGAGCAGCUGCGGCUCCAGGCUCGCUGCUCCUCGGCGAGGGAAUGCCGUCCACUGCCAGGUUGAAUUAAAACUGCUGCGCGACAAGUCUUCAUCGGCGACCCAACGGGUCUGAUGGCGCAACAGAAGGUGUGGGGCCUCUUUGCUACUGCAGGUGGACAAGAGCUGUUAACCAGAAUUUUCCGCGAACCCUCUCUCUGCAAUUACCUGCAGUGAUUAUUGCCGUGCUGCAGAAAGGUCCUAGCUUUUUCUUUUAAUGUCGAUGGUGUAGUUGAGUGGCCGCAAGUAUUUUUCAGUCCGGUGGGGCAACGCAGACUGGUUGCCUCAAUGUUGAAAGGAUUCAAAGGCAGGCUUCUCCUCCCAGCUUGUCAGAGGCAUUCCACGCCAGCUCCAUCGUUGCCGCUGCCGAUAGCGGGUCCGCGAGGCUUCCAGUCUGUCCCCGGGUAUGCUGCUCGUUCGAAUGCCAUGCGAAGGGUCCUCUGGGGCCCUUUCAUAUUCAAUCUCUUAUUGACCUAUGGCAUAGUUCAUGCAUAUUGCGAUCAUUCCAUUCUUUCCUGCCAUCUGCAUGGAUGGUGGGGAGGUUGUUUCUUCUGCACAUUUUUCAAGGGGCUGACUGACAGGGCUUAACUUAUUAGCCUCGCUCAUUUCAUUUGCACCAUUGACAUUCACGGGAGCCCCCCUCGGUUCCCGUUUUUAAUCUGUCAGUCUGCAUUUCUGCCUAUGCAUCGUCACCAUGACAACGUUGGCGGAGCUCUCUCUCAUCCGAGAGGAGCCUCCGCUGGCGGUCCAGGGCGCAUAACUCGGGCGCUUUGUCGUGGCCACAUCUUCAUGUGUUUUGCGGUGCCCGAAAAUACCAAAUAGCUGACUAUGGUAGCUCAUAUUGUUCUAGACUUGCUCCCUGCCUGCCAUUUUCUUUGUUGGUGGCGUUUUAUUUUCCCCCUUGUAUUCAACCUUUGUUCUUUAUAGUGACCGGGGCAAGUCUGGAGGUGGUGUGCGAUGGUCACACAAUCCACCCAAAAUGUGUUCCAAGGGGCGGGGGGGAAAACUGGUGGAGGGUACAUUAACAUUGUGAGGCUCCUUUGGUGUGGCAAACUGCCGAUUAUAUGCACUGUUAAGUUGCCUGGACAUGCUAACCACGGUUUAGCACAGCCUCCUUUACAGUAUACUGGAUCUGCACCCACUUGAAAGCGGGUGAGGCUUAAAAACGUAACUAUACAUGCAGUUACCAUAUCUGAUGUGGUAACCGUGUUCAAACUUUUCGUACAAAAGAGGGUAAUGCCAGUAAGCUGACACAGAGGCUCAGUCGACGACGGUUAGUGUGACCCUUGCAACUGGCUUUAGUGCCUGCUAACUUUGCCAGCACAGGCAUUGAAGUGGCGAUAGUGCUUUGGCCCAGCGGAUGCCUGGCGCAAGCACCGGGUACUUGCUGCUAGGUACAAAGCCAGUCGCCAGGGGCCGUGAGCUGCACUAAGGCCCUCUCCUCCUCCUCCUCCUCCCUGUAUUUCCUUCCCCAGCCAACCCGCGUUCCUGACUUCAAGCUGCUUGCCACUGUCAUUACGAGUGCUUUGUAUGGAGUGCGCGUUGCGUUGUCAGGGGUGAGAGAACAAUUGUGUAGUUGGGGGAAAAUGUGCAAUUUAAGUCGUGUAUCGUUCGAAUGCAGUGUGAAUACAUAAAACUAGGAAAAUGCAUAAGCUAACAAUUCACUGGAGAGGCUCUGCUGUAUUAGCGGGCCAGUGGCAAAUGUCGAUAGUUGACAGCUGGUAAGAUCAGAACAAGCCGUUCUCUAGUUUCUCAAUGUUGUAGGGGCAGCAAAUUCACACGAAUGUGCCGUGCGAUUGCAGAACUUUCUCACUAUGCAAAUAAUUGUACCGGCAUCAAAUCCACGCUGCAAAAAAAAAGGGGCGUGGGAGGGGGCACCUGUGGCUACUGCCUAGCUUUAUUUCGCUGAGAAAUAGUUGUUUUUGUGGUGCUCCUCCCACUUUUGAUCGACCAAAGUAUACUAGUAUCUUUCUUGUAGGAGCCUUGUGGUCGACAACAGCUGUUUGCACGUGACUUGAAACAGCAGUCGUUCUUUGAGUUGAUACCUAAUGGCUUGCUGCACAACUUGUACUGCAGCUCUGCAUUCUAGGUGUGCACAGUGCACACGGCGUUCAGUGUUAGACGAGCCAAUAAUCAGUAUUAUCAGCAUUUGUUGGAGUAGCAGGUCCCCUAGCAUUUUGGAUUGUUUGAACACAUACUAAGCACCGAACUCCUGAUGAUGCAUAAUCAUGUAAUUUGCAACCUGAGUUAAUUAGCAGAAAAUGCAGUAUUUUGUUUGGCCCAAUAUGUGUUGUCAUCGCGUGUUAGUGCUGCCGAAUUAGAACGGACCGUGCAGUCCGAACUUUCUGCUUUUGCAGAUAGAAGCAGACAAAAAGCAGCUUCUGGAGAAAAAAAAAGGCUGCCGUAACGGUUAGCAUGAACACUGUGUUCUCGAUGGGUCACGUGACCACUAACGUAAUCUACGAGCAACUAUUUUACUAUGGAAUACUGCCAGACAACUAAAUUGCUUUGCUCUGCGGUCUUUGUUCACACGCCUGAUUUUAUCUGCAUUCUACAGUGAUCGGCGUGCAUUAUGGUUUUUAUCUUUAAUCGUAGUUUUUAUUUUCAAAAAGCAAUAAUACCUGGGGCUGUUCAAACAGGCCUAUGGUUCUUGGACACCAUCAUAUGCACUUUAGAUGGUGGGGAUUUGAAGAAGCCAUCCAAAAAUGUGCAGCAAUUUUGCAGGAAGCGUUGCCGUGCCCCUUUGUUUAACACACGGAAAAAAAAAAAAAUUGAGCAGCACCUGUCUCACGAUGACUGUCGACGUUAAUGCGAUUAGCAUUCAAGCAAUGCAACGACACACACCGUCUUGCCACUGCCGAAAUGUGUCGUGUAUGAGCCGGUGUACUGCACCCGGGCUCUGGGAAUGUUGUGCCACCUGGUCGCGCACCCGCAAAGUCCUUUUGCUGGCCUUCGAGAUUGCGCUGGUGGCUUGUCGUUGCAGGCUAACUCUCGGAAUGAAUUUUUCUGCCCACGAGCAUUCGUGGCGCAGUAAUAAAAUGUUGGGCUGCUGUGCUUACCACAUGUGACGUGGGUUCGAAUGCUAGCAUUGGAGAAAUUGUAAAGGAUAUUUUUCUUAGUUCAAGAUCUGCGGGAUGAGGAUGGAUAGAUAGAUGGAGGGACGACACAAAAUGGCUGAAGUAGGCUAAGAAUGCGAAUCGCAUUAGGAUUGAAGCAGCCAUAGAAAUCUGAUAGUGCAUCUUACUCAUGCCAAUUUUGUUCCAUGAGGUACAAAGAAAUUGAGGGGUCACUACUGUCAGUCAGUGGUGAUCUUCUUUUAUUUAAGCAAUGAGUCUCGGCCGAAUGUUUGGGCCAAGUGCCUGCUUUGAAACGGGCAGCGCCAGUACUGAACCAAAGGCACAAUUUGAAUGUAGGUACUGCCGCCUGCCCGCUCAGCAAGCACACACCCAAGGCUGAGGUCGGGGUGUCUGCCAGCGCCACCAGUGUAGCCAGGCUGGACGAGUGUUUCGUUUGAAGCACAAUGUGCGCAUUCUGAAUUGGGCUUGUACAAGCACAAUGAAAUAGCACGUUGCACAACAUAAAAGAGCACUGAUCAUUGACUACUUCCGGCAUUUAAAAAGGGGCAUACAGUGUAACCUUGUUGAACAGAUGUUACAUACGGCUGAUCCGUAGUGCUGUCGACUCGGAUUGCAACAAUCUGGAGCCCGCUCUUGAUUGGAGCCGGAGAAAGCGGGACCAGGCCAAAUGUGCUGUAGCCACUUGCCAGAGUAACUGAGGCCGGUAGAGGAAGCGCUUAAGCUAGUCUCCUGUUGUAAACAAGCAAGGCAUGCAGGUGCCAAGGCACCAUCGUGGCUGGUGCAAUGCCAACCGCGGAAGCGACAGAAGCCACGUCACCAAAACUCCUCCACAUCACCUUACGAGCAGAUCAUUGUGAACCACUGCCCACCCUCGCCAACGUUUGUCAUCACAGGGCAGUUACUAUCGCGCAACUCCAAGAAAUGAUCAGUAAAUCUUCCGAGCUGAAAGGGGUUUGUUAAAUGCACUUCUAGGAAAUUUUCUGUUCUGUUAAAACAACAUUUUAAGUGCAUGAGUUGCUUAGAAAAUUUUAAGCAGAAUUGUGAUUUUAUUCAUGGAAAUUUAUUUAGAAUAGCAAUUACUUUUUAAAAUUCUUAUGUUUCACUACAAGGUUUUACUACUAUAUAUAGCAUGUGACAGCUAAAGGCAGCAACCAAACUUCAUACGCUGGAGAAAUCUAUAUGUAUGACAAGUAAGAACUGAAAGGCACACUAAUCAUCCAAGGAAACUACUGAUGGCAGCACAACAAGCUAAGCAGUUAGAGGAUGGCCACUAAAGAGACAAUAAAGGGCUCCACCAAAUAACUUGGAUGAAAAAGGAUUAGGUGCAGAAGGCCAGACUACCUGGCAUGGGGACCGCCAUGGGAGCGGCCCAAACAUCACCUUUCUUUUUUUUUUUUCCCCCACGAGGGUUUUGACGGAAAUUUAGGGCAUGGGAUCCUUUCCCAAGCGUAUAACCUCUGAAGGAGGCCGAAUACCAGGCCGGCGUACAUUUGUGCCCAUUUGAACCAGUGGGUGCACGGCAGCGGUGGGAAUCGAACCCAUAGCGAAGGUGGGUGCUCUACAACUAGGCCACGGCUGUGGUAUUAAAUCAUGGCAUUUUUAAUGAGUCUGAUGUUGCAGAUUUCGUGGUGUACGUAGGCCUUGGUAAUAGUUUACACAAGUUGUUACAUUUACUUUUCAUUUUGAUAUUCAAUUUAUCGUUGUUUUUUUCGGCAGCAGCUAUUUUAAAGCAGAUGCUGCUCAAUAUGUAUGACAUCAGAGAGCUGCAGUAAUUGCUCACCUUUCUGGAAUUCCAGGGCUUUGCUCAUGGAAGGACCGAUUUAGUUGGUACAAUCAAUUCUCGUUAUAAUGAAUUUAAUCCAACACGAAAACAAUCAAAGGAAAUUUCAUUCUGUUAGGAAAAGUUCAUACUAUCUUAAUAAGCAGAUAUUUGUUGCACACUUAUACUGGAUAUAAACUUUGAAGAUUUACUUUGUUAUAUCUGAAAGUUAAUUAUAUCAGUGCUCAUUACAUCGAGGUUACACUAUACUUGAGAAGUUUGCGCUGUAGAUUAGGCUAGUGUUUGUUAGCCUCUCGGAGAAAUUGCAGGCACACGCUUGCAGCGAGUCUCCUUUGGCAAGCAGCUUGUCGGGCGCAGGUGGUUUGGGGCAGGCACUAGUCACUCGGGCCGCUGGUGCACCUCUCUCCCUCUUCUGCAAACCCUGCCAUCAAUUUGCCCUAGGAGGCAUUUCCGUUUGCCAAAGGCACUCCUGUUAUUCUCUGUGGGCAGUACGUCCUUGGGAUCUUGCUUCUGCUGCAUCUUUUUGUGUCUGCAAAAGUUCAUCCCGAAAGUACAGAUUGUGUUGGCUCUGUGCAUUUGGGCCCCACUCUGUGUUGACAGGUGUGUUUUUCGGAUUGCACCGCCACCUGGGACGUGGCGUGUGCCUGUUGCAGCCGCAUUUUUAGCUUUGUUUGGACGAUGGAUAAUCCUGUGUUGCGUUGGCACAUGCUGCUUCAAUUGUUGGCCACAUAAGAGCGCUGUUAGAGUUAAGGCUGCGGCAUGUAUAAGGCUCGAUUCACAUGGCUGUCAUCCCUCCUGUCACCGUCACGGCGCCAGUUUCCAUCAGGGGGAGAGCCUAUCCUCGCCGGUUCCUCCCUAAUGCUAGCAACCUUGUGAGCAUUGGUUGUUGCAGGCAUCCCUUCAAACCGAUGUGGAAACGCUUUCCCCUGAAGUAAACCGGUGCCGUGUCGGCACUGGUGACGUCUUUGUGAAUUGCGAGCCUUACUGAGACACUGCCUCAUUUGGUACUGGGAUUCAGUUGCACGUGUGGAGCCGCUUCACAGAGCCAGUUUUGUGCAGAGCCUCUCGGUGGUUGGUCACAUGCAGUCAAUUGCAGCAGGCAUUUGCACCCUGCAGUUGGCAGCACUUGUUGCAACUGUUCCCGAAGACGCUUGUGGAAAGAUUUGAGGCUCACUGUGUGCAGUGUUUGUUGGCACUGCGAGUUGUGCCCUUCAGGGGGUAUUGCUUCUGGUCCAGUGACUUGGGUGCAGUGUGUCAAGGUGAUCCUGCCUGUGAACUUUUAGCAUAUACAAGGGACUAGCAUGAAAGGGGGCAGCUGGUCUGCAUUCCAGACUCGUCAAAUGUUCUUGCAUUGAAACGAAAGUGCUAUCGUGUCACACUUUCUGAAACAUGACAACUACUUAGCACACUCCAGCAAGUCGUGUUUAGGCUCUCUUCAGCAGCAAUCAUCGUAACAUUGAUCACCUGCCCCGUUUUAUGUUGGCCACACCCUGUGCUGCGAGGAGGGCCUUUUGUGGAGCUCAAUGGUGUUCAAGGUUUUGUCGCUGUGGGAAGGAUGUGACGGGGGUUCUGCAUGCAUCUUUAUUUUUUGCUGGUCAGAGCAGUUUGUCGCUGCAUCACUUUGCAGGAAGGGCCCUGCGUGUGGCUGUUUUGAAGAAAGCCUUAGCCCAAGCGUGUCCAGGGGCCUGUAUUCUAGGGUGAUAACUUUCGGAGAUGCUGUCCCUUUCGUGAGAUUUUGUGUGACUCGAUGCCCUACGCAUUGGCGUGUACGACUGACCGCGUUUCUAGUGCUGUGCCAAGCUCCUUAUCUUUGCACACUGCCAUCGGCUGUCGGCUGCAUACUUCGAUCAUCCUGUGCCGAGUCGUGCUCAAUCGUGCGAAAGGGGUGGUAUUUGCAAAAGUGAUAGCAGUUUAUCAAGGUGUUAUGAGACUGCUCAUUCCAGUAGAGCGUUGUUUCUGUUUUCAGCCAUUGUUUAGGGCUCUUCUGCUCUUGCAGUUUUGGGUUUAGUGCUACUUGUAGACUUUACAUUCAGUUCAUCACUUGUGAUGAAGUGAUGUGCUUUUAUGAUGCGCUGUUUCAAUUGUCAAGGCUUGUGACUGCCCUAGUUUACCUGUCACACCAUCUUAGCUCUUCUGUACAGAGGGAGUUGCUGAACACUCGAAGUUGAGGGACAUAGCACGUGGGAAUGGGGCACUUUAUUUGAUUAGAUAAGCCUGUGCAGGUGCUUGGUUGGACCUACUUUUCUAUUGAAUCCAGAAAAAAGAAUAGACCGAUCCCACCGGCCAGUUUCACGACGGCACCGCUGCCGCGGUGCAUGCUGGUACUUGUAGUUAUCCGGCCGCUCCAGCCGCUCGGAGUGCCUGUGUGUCCCUUUUCCGAACGAUAUUUGGCAAUUUUUGUGGUUCGUGUAGAGCCAUCGUGCGAUGGGUGGAUUGACCUGCUGCGUUUCUGGGUGCUACAACAACCACACAGGGGACAAAGGCUUCGGAUUCUGUGUUUUCUAAAGAGCGAAAUACUAACGGAUUAAUAGGUGGUACUGGUAAUACACAGCGCGAGAAGAAACACGGGGACGAAUAGCGGCCGCAUUUCGAUUAGGCCAAAACGCCAAAACACCUGUGUACUUAGAUUUCCCGGAAUUUAUAGAUUAUUUGUCGAUUAUUGAUUAGCUAUUGAUUGGCUAUCGAUUGCCUAUCGCAAGUUAUUGGCCACGUAUUUAGGCUAAGCACUACCAAGUCAUCUCCAGCAUUUCCCAAAAUUUAUUGAUUAUUGAUCGAUUAUCGAUUGGCUAUUGCAAGGUAUUGACCACGUAUUUGGGCUAGGCUAAGAACUACCAAGUCAUCCCCAGCAUUUUCUGGAAUUUAUUGAUUAUUGAUCGAUUAUCGAUUAGCUAUUGAUUGGCUAUCGUAAGGUAUUGGCCACGUAUUUGGGCUAGGCUAAGUGCUACCAAGUCAUGCCCAACAUUUUCAUAUUUUAUUGAUUAUUGAUCGAUUAUCAAUAAGCUAUUGAUUGGCUUUCAUACUACAUGGCUUUCUAGCUACAUGGCUUUCAUAGAUUAUGAAAAGGCAUUUGAUACAGUAGAGAUACCAGCAGUCAUAGAGGCAUUGCGUAAUCAAGGGGUACAGGAGGCAUACGUGAAUAUCUUAGUAAACAUCUACAAGGAUUCGACAGCUACCUUGGUUCUCCACAAGAAAAGUAGAAAGUUACCUAUCAAGAAAGGGGUCAGGCAAGGACACAAAAUCUCUCCAAUGCUAUUCACUGCAUGCUUAGAAGUAUUCAAGCUCUUAGACUGGGAAGGCUUAGGAGUGAGGAUCAACGGCGAAUAUCUCAGCAACCUUCGGUUUGCAGAUGACAUUGUCCUAUUCAGCAACAAUGGAGACGAAUUACAACAAAUGAUUGAGGACCUUAAUCGAGAAAGUGUAAGAAUUGGGUUGAAGAUGAAUAUGCAGAAGACAAAGAUAAUGUUCAAUAGCCUGGCAAGGGAACAAGAAUUCAGGAACGCCAGUCAGCCUCUAGAGUCUGUAAAGGAGUACCUUUAUCUAGGUCAAUUACUCACAGGGGACCCUGAUCACGAGAAAUUUACAGAAGAAUAAAAUUGGGUUGGAGUGCAUACGGCAGGCAUUACCAAAUCCUGACUGGGAGCUUACCAGUGUCGUUGAAAAGAAAAGUGUACAAUCAUUGCAUUCUACCUGUGCUAACACAUGGGGCAGAAACUUGGAGGUUAACAAAGAAGCUCGAGAACAAGUUAAGGACCGCACAAAGAGCGAUGGAACGAAAAAUCUUAGGACUAACGUUAAGAGACGGGAAGAGAGCGGUGUGGAUCAGAGAAAAAACGGGGAUAGCCGAUAUUCUAGUUGACAUAAAGCAGAAGAAAUGAGCUGGGCAGGCCAUGUAAUGCGCAGGAUGGAUAACCGGUGGACCAUUAGGGUUACAGAAUGGAUACCAAGAGAAGGGAAGCGCAGUCGAGGUCGGCAGAAAACCAGAUGGGAUGAUGAAGUUAGGAAAUUUGCAGGUGCAAGUUGGAAUACGCUAGCGCAAGACAGGGGUAAUUGGAGAUCGCAGGGCGAGGCCUUCGCCCUGCAGUGGACAUAAAAUAUAGGCUGAUGAUGAUGAUGAUUGAUUGGCUAUCGAUUGGCUCUCGCAAGGUAUUGGCUACGUAUUUGAGCUAGGCUAAGCACUACCAAGUCAUCCCCACAAUUUUCCGGAAUUUAUUGAUUAUUGAUCGAUUAUCGACUAGCUAUUGAUUGGCUAUCGAUGACUUUAUGUUGAAAAAGCCGCCUCGAUUACCCAAGAACUUCUAGAUACCGCUGUUAUCGAAGUCUGCAAGUCGUGCGUGAAACCAUUGUAGGUAAGCAUCAUUAGGGAAUGACAGUUUCGGCGUCGCAUUUGAAACCUGUCUCCAACAGGUGUACAAAUACUAUUAUGUCCGUCGCUAAGCAAACAUAACGUUGCAGUCACCGAGAUGCACGUGUGCAAAAAUAGUAACGCAAAACGACCGCGAACAUCAGCAUGUACUACAUACAAAGCUCGAACAAAUACGAUACUCAACGCGUAAUUAGCGGGUAACAACCGAAAUUAAAGAGCAGCUGGAACUUUUCAACGUUCGCCUCGAAUGCUGCAAUGAACAGCCGAUGUAAUUUCUUAAAAUGCAUGACGAAUUUUUCUCGGUGGUGGAGUCGCAGAGAUGUUUGGGAAGCUCGUGCGCAGUACCCAACGAGCACGGACAGCGGUGGUGGGGUUGACCAGCUGACUACAACCAAGAUGGUGGCAGUGCUACUUCCAGGAAACCGGCGCAUGCGCAGAACGGUCGGUGGGAUCGGUGUAUUGGUUAUUGUGUGCUGGGCACUUUAGUCAUAGUUUUGUUAAUGGGUUGCAAUCUUUUGACGUGUACAAAAUUAGCUUGUUAUCACAGAUGUUUGCAGAUGUAAAUGAGUAAAGACAGCACCUAGAGUUUAGUAUGAGGUAUUGGUUGGGUACAAUGCUCAGUGACUUGCUGUUUUUGAGUCUGCACUUGUUUAAUGUACAUGCAGUCAAAACUCCAUAUCGUGAGACCCACGCUGUUUGCUGUCAUUUUUUUUUUAAUAUGAUAAAGCUAGCGCAUUUGCUAGAGCUGGUUGUUUCAUCAUCCAAGCUCCGGAAAACAAAAAAGGAUGUGGCUAGGGUAUAGGUGAAUUAACGUUUCUUUCAUAACUGGGUAUUUGUUGUGACCUGUCUUAUGCAUCCUGGUUAUCAAAAUGGCAAAUUGGGUGAGUUGGUGCACAUUCUUGUUAUGAAAAGCGCAAAGUGACGAAGAUGACAAAAGAACACUAAUGCAUGCACAUGCCAAAUAGCUAGCUUGUCGGCGGUGUGGACGAAGGUAAGAUUAUGAACCUAAAUUAUCUGCCACUGCACUGAGUAGGCCUCAGGAAAUCUAUCUCGCAAUGGUGCAAGGUCAUGGCAGCAUGGCCCACACAUGCUUUUGCUGGAAUUGCAAUGCUGUCAAGGUUGGAUGAAACCUGUCUUUAACAAGCAAGAUAGAAAACUCGGCAAGUUGGUGUGGGUUCAUUAUCAGUAGUGUGAAAGGGGACACAUUCAGAAGUGAUUCUCUAAGCCUAUGGAUCGCACGAAAUUGAGACGUUUUUUUUUAUUGAUGACACCAAAAACGUGUGUGCCAGGCCUGCUCUGCAGUGGCAGAUAAUUUGGGUUUGUAAUCUUAGCUUUAUCUGUGACGCUGACGAGCUAGUCAUUUGGCGAUGUGCACAUAUUGUGGUUCACACAUGCAUACAAUGUGUUAACCUGUAGUGAAGCCUUUUAUAUGAUGGUAAGCCCGUGUUAUGUGUUCUUCUGUAUCUUUGUACCUUCUUCGUGAUUUUUCUAUCAAUGAAUCCUAUUUAGUGUGCCGAAGGAGAUAUUGGGUUGCUUCUGGCCACAGCAAACGCAUUUUCCAGAAAAUUUUGCCAGUUCCUCUUGCUGUGAACAGCUGUCUUAUGAUUCUUAAUUUGAGGGGGAAAAUGCCAUAGAUCCUUUGGAGAAUCUGAGUGGCUUGAUCUGAUCUGUGUUUUGGUGCAAAGUCUUUUCAUUGUUGGACAGUUUGCGAAAUAGUGUCAUAUGGAGGGUCAUGAUAUUAAAGGUGGCAGUUAUGUUCCAUUUUAUCCUCUAUGGCGGCGGCUUUUUUUUUUUUUUUUUACCUUACUGUCUUGUGUGCUUCAUGUUUACAAUAUCUGUUGUGAAAUUGCCUGCGUUUAAGGGGUGGUUCUUCUCGGGACUUCCCUCGAUGGGACUCCCGACAGAUAGCCGGCACCACAAUAUUUGCUCCAUAUUUACAUGCCCUUGCUAGUGAAAUGUGAAAGGAAGUCUUAUUAUAUACAUUAUAUAUAUCUAUAUGAUAAUGAAAUUGUCAUGUGUCUGGGAGCUUGACAUUAGUCAUAUCAGUGAGUCUUUUAAGCAAAUUGUUUUAUUCAUUCCGUGGAAGCUUCUGUACUAGCCGAGAGAGCAAUUUUUGAAGGUGAUGUUGGAUAUUGAAGCCCUCCGGAACAAUGAAAUGUGAGCGCUACUAGUGACAUCAGUCCUUGCUUUUAGUGUGGUCUUUUACUUUAAAUGUACUUGAAAUGACUGCAGCCCCUGUUUUUGGCUUGUGUUCCGAUUUUACUGCGGCAUGAAAUGCCACUUUGCUGCGUAUCAUAAGUGUAUUUGUCCCAUGCGUGUUGUUGCGAGGAUGAUUUUGUUGAAUCAACUUUUGGCAUGUGCUGUUGCGACUUGUGUGGCGAGCCCCAGAGGGCCAGUGCACGUUCACCAUAAUUACUCAGAAAUAGGUCUAACACAAAUAUAGUCGACCCCUGCAUAUUGAACUUUCUAAAAAAUAUAAAAUUCUAAUUGGAAAACAGGUCGACCCAUAUCUUUUAACAAAAACAAACAACUUUGAACAUGUACAGACCUUUAUUUACCGUAAGCUCAGCCGCUAAAUCUCGCUAGUCGAUGCUGCAUCCACAUCGAAACUGCUAGAGAAGUUGUCCCUGUCGGAUGCUUCACAGGUGCCCUCGGUGCCGUCGAGUGCGUUGGAUAUGCAGCCAGUCUGUACAUGUAAUUUCCAGACUGGCUUUACGGCGGGCGCAACGGUGGAACUUUGUUAGCUUGCUAGCUUUGUUCAUGGAUGUAGGUCAAGAUUAUUUGGUCAUGAAAAAAAGGUUGAUGGCUCAUUUUGGGUAACAUUUCUUAAAGAUUCGAAUAAAUAUUGUACUUUGGCUGCAGAUUGGACUACUGGUGCUUGUGCAUGCUUUGUAAAGGACAUUGUGGCCAGGGCGGAGAUAAGAAUGCAUGUUUAGGCCAGCAGCAAAGAAUAACAUGGGCAGGACUCAGUGGUCCCAUCAUCCUCAUUUGUUGUGCUGACCCCAAGGAUAUGUCCCAUUUGCCUCUCCUUGCCCAAUCAUCUACACUGUUUGCCAUGUUGAGCACAAAUCAACAAGGAUGAAUUGGCACUUUUGAGGAGAACACAUUAACAAAUGGCAUAAGGGGAAGUUUUUGCCUAACCAUGCUCAAUGAAGGCUAUUAAUUUCUAAUUGACAUGAGUGAUGUGCACUUAACACCUACCGAUUGAAAACGGCACAUAUGCUGAAAACUAUGAUGGGAGUCUCUUUGUUGGCAGUUGAUUAUGCUACCUUCAGUGACCUUUAAUUCAGAUAUCAGUUUCUUUGAUAUUUUGCACAAGCACCUCUGGUUCCAUCUGUAGCCUAACUUUCAGCCAGCCGAAAUCGCAGCUGCUUAGCUUCACCGCACGGUCAAGAAAUUGAUGCAAGACUCUUGUCUUGACCACUUGCGAUGCGUGUCACAUGCCCAGUGUAAUUACCUGCGUAUACAUUACAUAUGUACAUGACAGUGCCCAUGAAUUAACCUCAGCCAAAGGAGCAGUUGAAAAAUAGAAUGUUACUGCUUUUAGCAACUAUAAUUUUGUUUUAAAUAUUAUACAUAUGUAUAUUUCGAUGGCAUGCGGGCCUAAUGCAGCUAUCAGUGUUGACUGGUCUGUGGUGUGUGUGUUCUAACCCAUGGUGUGUGCUUAGCAACUUGGAGUACCCCCGUAGUGGUGGUCCCUGCGCAAAUUGCCUGUGCGCCAUCCGAGUUGCCGGGUGACUCUGGCUUCUGAGUUUGGGCAAGCCCUUUUAUUGUCACACACUCCCCGCUCUUGGCAGCCACUGUCUGUAAUCGUUGCUCCCUUUUGUCCACCUCGAAAAGAAGAAAGGCACAGAGUUGUUUUAGCUUGGAGUUCUAAUAUAUUCUACGCUGAAUGCAUUUUCUUUUUUCUUCCUCUUUAGUCCUUUGCAGUCAACAGUGUGUGUCACCUUUUCGUUGCACAGCAUUCCCUGAAUCGCAUGUCGUGUCUGUGUGGCGGGAGCCGCAGGCGACGCCCAGUCCCAUGGAGCCGUGCUCGUGCCCUGUCCGCUAGCUAUCAUAAAAAUGUUACUCUCGCUAGCGCUGCAAAUGUGGCAGCAAAGAUUGCUUCGAAAUUAUUGAGCAGGCAUUUUCCUACGCUUGACACGCAUGUGUUCCAGCUUCUGGAUCCACGAGAAGGGCUCCGCAUUGCUGGCUACGUUAGUGUCAGUGACAAACGCGCUUGUGGUUCCGAUGCAGCUUUUUGAAGCUGCUUUACGGGACUUAUUUUGAUGCAAGGAACAUUACUGUGGUGGUAUGCAGAACAGUGUAUAUUGAGGCUGCCAGCGGUGCUCGUUAGCUGCAUGUUAAAAGAACCUCAGGGGGUGAAUGUUUACCUGGAGACCCUCAUUAAGGUGUGCCUCAUAGUCAAACCGUGUUAUAACGAAGUCAUUAUCUGGUGUAAAAAUAGCAUCGUUACAUCUAAUAUUCGUUAUAAACAUAAUUGCACGCUUAUAUCUGACAUCUUUUAUGUUUUCUUCAUUAUAUCGAUAAUUCGUUAUAUCCCUGCUCGUUGUAUUGAAGUUCGAUUAAUCGUAUUGCGGUUGUGGCACAUAGCACCCCGGAAUGCAGUUUAAAUUUUUUGAACAAAUUCGGGUUUAAUAUGGCUGCACGAAAGGUCACCCCAAGCGCCUCUGCUCCCGGCUACAUACAAUUAAGCAAGAAAUCCAGCGAUGGUGUGAAACAGCCCAGCGAGCACGAGCACGGUUCUUCUGGGCGUUCUCAUGCGCGUCCCUUCUGCCUCGCUGUGCCACACAUUGUAGUCAUCCCUCGGGCGCGGCCGGCAUCCGCUCUGAGCGCACAAAAGCGAACAUCUUUCAGGCCUUGUACGCGUUUAUUUAUUGCAUACCGAAUAUGAUUGUGCCUGUUGUAUAGCGCGUUGUGUAUAAAGAGAUAUCCCGAG